This is a messenger RNA of Mus caroli (Ryukyu mouse), 3523 nucleotides long. RefSeq names its product cyclin E2 (gene Ccne2). Lineage: Eukaryota; Metazoa; Chordata; Mammalia; Rodentia; Muridae. The record is from RefSeq and is a predicted model, not a curated record.
GUGCUGCUCUCCGGCCAGGUCCCCAGAGCCUCGGCGCUCGUGCGUGCGGACGGGGAGGGCGCCCGCUGGGGUCCCGAGAGGUGGUCAGCGCCGGAACAGGCGUCUGAGGAGAAAGGCAGCGCGCGGCGCCAAUCCUUCCCGCGCGGGCUCUGGGAGGGAGCCGUAGGCAAGAGCGGAGUGGCCGCUCGGCGGCGCGCGGGGACAGGGCUCCCACGUACCUCGUCCAGCCGCGCUGAGGCACCUUCCUGUGCGCCGCCGCCCGCUCGUCGCCCCGCGGAUGGCUCCGGCUCCGCACGUGGCGGGCGGCGCGCUCCGGCGUGUUUACAUUCUGCGGCCGCUCCACGUUGUGCUGCCGUCCUCUCCUGCCAUUGGCCGGCUCCUCCCGGAGGGGGUGGGCCCUCAGGCUCCCGCUCCCGGGCCUCUGAGGAGACUUGGGGUUCCCCCCCCAGCCCUCCCAAGGCCUCUCCCAAAAUGCGGAGCCGAACCGCAGCCUGACACCCCGAGAUCUAAGAGCCACCGUGAGGGGCCCCGGCGCGAACUGGAAGGCGUGCGGGAGCCUGCGGUGGGCAACCAGCAUGGGGGAGGAGCCUCUGAGCCGUGCAGCCGCGGCGCGCGCAGAGGUUUCAUAGUCCUCGAAGAGAAUGUCAAGACGCAGUAGCCGUUUACAAGCUAAGCAACAUGCCCAGCCCAACCAGCCAGACUCUCCGCAAGAAACCCAGAUAAUUCAGGCCAAGAAGAGAAAAACAGCACAGGAUGUCAAAAAAAGAAAAGAAGAGAUCACCAAGAAGCAUCAAUAUGAGAUUAGGAAUUGUUGGCCACCUGUACUGUCUGGAGGAAUCAGCCCUUGCAUUAUCAUUGAAACACCCCAUAAAGAAAUAGGAACAAGUGACUUCUCUAGAUUUACAAAUUACAGAUUUAAAAAUCUUUUUAUUAAUCCCUCACCUCUGCCAGAUUUAAGCUGGGCAUGUUCACAGGAGGUUUGGCAAAACAUGUUACAAAAGGAAAACAGAUACGUGCAUGACAAACAUUUUCAAGUUCUGCAUUCUGACCUGGAACCACAGAUGAGGUCAAUACUUUUAGACUGGCUUUUAGAGGUUUGUGAAGUAUACACUCUUCAUAGGGAGACAUUUUACCUUGCCCAAGACUUUUUUGACAGAUUUAUGUUGACACAAAAGGAUGUAAAUAAAAAUAUGCUUCAACUCAUUGGGAUUACCUCAUUGUUCAUUGCUUCCAAACUUGAGGAAAUCUACGCUCCUAAACUCCAAGAGUUUGCUUACGUCACUGAUGGUGCUUGCAGUGAAGUAGAUAUCUUAAAGAUGGAACUCAAUAUAUUAAAGGCUUUAAAAUGGGAACUUUGUCCGGUAACAGUCAUCUCCUGGUUGAAUCUUUUUCUUCAAGUUGAUGCUGUUAAAGAUGUUCCUAAGGUUCUUCUACCUCAAUAUUCUCAGGAGACGUUCAUCCAGAUAGCUCAGCUUUUAGAUCUGUGCAUUCUAGCCAUCGACUCUUUAGAAUUUCAAUACAGAAUUCUGGCUGCUGCUGCCUUAUGCCAUUUUACCUCCAUUGAAGUGGUUAAGAAAGCUUCAGGUUUGGAAUGGGAUGACAUCUCAGAAUGUGUAGACUGGAUGGUGCCUUUUGUUAGUGUUGUAAAAAGUGUAAGUCCAGUGAAGCUGAAGACUUUUAAGAAGAUACCCAUGGAAGAUAGACACAAUAUCCAGACACACACAAAUUAUUUGGCUUUGCUGAAUGAAGUAAACUAUGUGAACAUCUACAGAAAAGGAGGGCAGCUGUCACCAGUGUGUAAUGGAGGCAUUAUGACACCACCAAAGAGCACUGAAAAACCACCAGGAAAACACUGAAGUUAACAAGCUGGAAUUGAACAAAUAAUGGAUAGUUUCAUAUAAAUGAGUUUUACAGGAAAGUAGUGCUGUGACUAUCCUUGUCUAAGGAGUUACACUGCCGUUCUUUUACUUAAAAACUAUGUCAAUUUGGCACUAAAUGCCUAGGAUGCACAAAAUCCUGGGUUCAAUCCCCAGCACUACAAAAGGAAACAAAACAAAAAAACUUCAAAAAAUUGGCACUAAAGAAGUAUUUCCUAUAAAAGAGAACUUGUUUACAAAGGUGACUUCACUCCCAAGAUAGUGGAUGGAAGCCAACAAUUUAAGCUAUAGCAGUUGUUUCUGUUUGUUACUGUGUUUCUUUAAAAUCCAGUGUUACUGUAUUUCUUUUGAUGAACUAGGAAUUUUAUCAUUGGAAUAUGGACUAAACUAGUGGUACCUUAAAGGAUACAUUAGCUGACACAGAACUUUGAAUCUAGAUUUUAUAUUCUUAAAUUCCUAUACUCUUGAAUGGUGCAAUUUGUUUUUGAAAAUAAAAUUAAGCUUAUUUACAAAGGUUGUUUUGUAAUAAAGUGACUAAUUUAUCUAAAGCUGUUUGUAACAAACAAUGAUAAAACUUGAAUUUUAUGAAUGGUAAAGUUCAAUCUGUUUUUAACUAGUUUGUCUGCCUUGCCAUAUUUCUUAAUCAGUAAGGCAUUGAACCAAAUGUUUAAACUGUGCUCUAAAUGGGAGAACCAAAGAAAUUAUAGACAAGAGACAAAUGCUUUGGCUUCUUCUCCUCGGGGUCUUACUUGAUGGAAAGGUUGCUUUACAAUCUUUGUGUAUCACAAUUUGGGUUUUCAAACUAUAUAAGAAAGUCACUUUAUUGCACUAAGAUAUCUCUAAGGCGCUUUAUGUUUGCAAAACUGGUGGUCCAUUUUUAAGCCCCAUAUUAUGAGAUGAGGACUGUGUCAACAUGAUAAAACUUUAACAUAUGACCUAAACUAUUUUCUUAUGGCAGGAAAUAUUAAAUGUAUACUUCUAGAAAUUUAUUUAUUUAAACUUGCUGUAUAUAGAAUAGCUACUUAUACAUUAAAUAUUUUAAGUUAGCCUUUGAAAAGGAAAUUUGGGCCUAAAAAAGUUAAUUACAUUAGAAAAAAAUGGUACCAGACUGCCAGAUUACCAGACAUGAACCUUGUCUCUCUUUGAAGAAAUUAUAAACUAUUGUUAAGAUAUGAAGUUUUUGUAUAAUUUGUUUAUAAACUAAUUUGUUUCAGUUUGUUUUGGUCUAAAAAGAAAACACCACUAAAUUGUACAUAUGUAUUAUAUAAACUUAAUCUUUUAAUACUGUUUACUUUUAGCCCACUGUUUAAAAAAUAAAAUUGAAAAAAAAAUUAACUAACUGCUUAAAAGUAAAGUUUUGCCAUUGCUUGUAGAAACUUCUUUUUCCUUCUCUGUGCUGCCAGCUGUAAUACUUCUUCAGGGUUGCUUGCAUUCAAUUCUGUUUGGCCAAUGGCUUUGAUCUUAAAACAGAAAAGUGUUAUUAGAAGUUUGAAAAAAAUUGUCACAGUAGUACACAUAACUCAAAGUUAACUAAAUCAAGUUUAAAACUACAGAAAAAAAUGGCAUCACAUUGAUCCACUUUUAGUAUGGUUACCUGGAGGGACAUUUACUUACACUAAAUAAAUUUCUGUAUGCCUAUGUGAUUG